Molecule: messenger RNA, 1106 nt
Organism: Sitophilus oryzae (rice weevil)
Lineage: Eukaryota; Metazoa; Arthropoda; Insecta; Coleoptera; Curculionidae
Product: bromodomain-containing protein DDB_G0280777-like
Exons: 3
Coding region: 89-1099 (336 amino acids)
Source: RefSeq, a predicted model, not a curated record
AUAUAAAACAAAGAAAAAGAACCAGAGACUUCAAUUCAGUUCGAGCAUCUUUGAAGAACAGGUCCCCACUUCAAACACCGACUACACGAUGAAGGCUUUCAUUUUCGCUUCCCUCCUCGCCUUGGCCACAGCCUACCCAUACCCAGCAUGGUCCGGCAAAAGCUACCAAUCCCCAUGGUCAGCAGGUUCCAGUCAAGGUCCCUACGGAGGAUGGUACGGUGCCGCUCCAUGGUCCCAAGGAGGUGCAGCUUCUGGAUGGGCUGCCUGGCCUCAAGCAGGAGGUGUUUACGGAGCCCAGUCUGUAUCCCAACAAAACACUGCCCAAGCCAUCCAAGCCACCGUUGGAGGACAGUACGGACCAGUAAACGCUCAAGCUGCCGCUGCUCAAGCCUACCAAGCCGCUAAACAGAUCGUGCAAGGUGCCGAACAGGAACAACAGAACCAAAUCCAAGGAUCCAUCCAAGAAUUGGCUCAAGGACAACAGCAAGGAGGUGUUUGGUCUGGCUGGUACGGAGCACAGAACGCUGGACAGGUACAACAAGCACAAAGUCAGCAAGCUAUCCAGGAACUCGAGACUCAACAACAAUUCCAAGCCCAACCCGGAACAACCGGCCAAAACCUCCAACAAACUCUCCAAGCUGGAAUCGAAGCCCAAUACGCAGCCCAAAACGUUCAAAACCAACAACAACCCGGCCAAGCUCAAGCUUCCGCUGCCCAAUUCCAAGCCCAAGUCCAACAAUUGGUCGACCAAACUAACGCCGAACAAACCAAAAUUGCUAUUGCUGCCGCUCAAUACAAAGCCAACCAACUCCAACAACAACGCCAAUUCGCCAACCAACAAAGCCAGAAGGUCCAAGCUCAACUCGCUGCUGCCAGACAAGUAGGAGCUUCUCCCCAACAAGUCCAGCAAUUGCAACAGGCUCAAGCUCAACUCCAGCAACAGCAACAGGUUCUUGCUGAACAAGAACAGGCCCAGAAUUUGGCCGCUCAGCAAUUGCAACAGGUUCUGAUUUACCAGCAAAGCCAAAUCCAAAACGACAUCGCUUACCAACAGGCUGCCCAGAAUGUUGUUGCCCAAAAGGUUGUUGCUGGAUACUAAAAACUAU